Molecule: messenger RNA, 1128 nt
Organism: Batrachochytrium dendrobatidis JAM81
Lineage: Eukaryota; Fungi; Chytridiomycota; Chytridiomycetes; Rhizophydiales
Exons: 1
Coding region: 1-1128 (375 amino acids)
Molecular function (GO): protein binding
Source: RefSeq, a predicted model, not a curated record
AUGGCUCAAUCUACAACUCAUGCUACUACACUUCCUGUCGAGCUAUGGCAACUUGUUAUUGAUCAACUCGAUCUGAGUUGUCUACUUAAUAUUAGACUACUUUCUCGCUCAUUCAAACAUAUUGUCGAGUCACACAAAGGCAAUUGUGCUCCCAUUCUACAUAUUCAAUAUUCGACUUGUCUGUCUGCCACAUUGUCUGCCAUCAAUUCAAAAAUAGCUGUCGGUUGGGCAAAGUAUUUAGGUUUAAUUCCUAUUAAAAAUCACACUGGUCGCACAUGGAAUGAUCUGGAUCUGUUUUCCACUUCAAUGGCAUACAACUACCGCAAUAUUACUCGUCAGAGUAUAUGGGUGCUUCACGACACUGUCCAUCAUGCUGCACUUGUUGUCCACGCUUUUAUGCUUAUACCCGCAUUACCAGUAAUUACUACAGUUCAAAUCUCUGCUAAUACGAGUUUGAACAAACAUCAGAUAUUGCACGAUACUCCUCCAGUCCAAGAUCGAUGCAUGGCGCUGCAAAUCAAAGCAACUUCUUUUUUCUCCUACGAUACACCUACUGGAUUGGCAUUGAUGGUUGACGGAGUAGGAGCUCAAAUGGGUGAUUGCACUAGUAUGUACAAAGCAGAGGCUACUCAACUCAAGAAUUCGCUCCAGCAUGAUCCGUCUGCUGUGUAUCCUGUAUUUGUAACUAGAUUGCUUACCUCCAUGUAUGAAACAGCAGAUUAUGGUGAUGAUCCUCGAUUGAGGAUGGUGAUUGCUGCUGGAACUAGCACGUCGCAUCGACACCUUAUGCGGAGCUUAUCCCCACCACAGUCACAUCCAUCACCCUCCUCGAGUCAUCUUGUUGAGCUGUGGUACCGUGGUGGAUCCACUGGUGCAUUUCUUAUGGAGCAAUACAGAUUGAUCAACCAAGGUAAAAGUAUUACUGCUACAUCAGCAUUCAAACGUGAACGAGUAUUUACUUUAAAAUCAGAGAAUACUGAAGCUGGGUUAACUAAUUAUAUCGAGGGACUGAAUGGAAUAAUGAGAGCCUUGAGUGAAUAUUGGACUCUGAUGGCUGCAUUUUGCAUUGGAGAGGGCAUAAGCUCACCUCAUACUAAUCUAGCUGGUCGGUUGCAAUCUGAUUCGUAA